CUUUGUACACAUACAGUCUUAUUUAAUAGAAUUCGCUAAACAGAUGAAUAGUUAUACAGUGCAUAAGGAUUUAUGUAGGCUCUAUGUAACGUUGCGUAAAUUCCUAUUUAUAAACAGUUCUGCUAUACAUUUUAGUUAUACAAUGCUUAUGUCAAAAAAAGUACCAAAAUGGAGCAAUCUAUUCCAUUUAUCUGUCUAUCAAAUCAGCUGUUUGUCAUAACAAACAAAAUAUAGAAAUUUGUGUUGUGCUUUUGUUGAAAAUGAAAUCGAAAACAAAAAGGUCUCGUACCCCGAAUUGGGAUUCGUCCGAUAAAAUACUCCUUCGACAGCUAAUAGAGGACAAAAUUCAAAUAAUCGAAAACAAAAAUGUUGACACCAACACAUCCCACAUGAAACGAGAUGCCUGGCGUGAAAUAACCGAUAGUUUCAACAGUUUAAGCGCAACAAUGAGGGAAACAUCUCAAAUUCAGGCUCAAUGGCGAGGAACUAAAAUGAAGGCCAAAGCAGAGAUGUCGGCCUUCCAAAGAAACCUGAGGGCAACAGGUGGUGGACCACCUCCCAAGUCACCUGAGCCUGAGAACAUCAAAUUGAUGGCACUUAUCCCCCAUGAAUUUGAGGUGGAUACAAAUGAGUUCGAUUGCGAUACUGAGAUGAUAAAAGAAAACGUAACUUCAGUGGUUGUAGACAAUGAGUAUGAAGAUGUUUUUUUUGUGGAGGAUGAAUCCCCAAGGAAAUAUAUGCCAUCAACUUCUUCACCAAAAGUACAUGCCCCAUCACCACCAAUACCAUCACCAAAACCGCCACCACCUGCACCUCCACCUUUGGAUGCUUUUUGUAAAAAGAAGUCAGCAUCAUUUAAACGAAAGAUUAAUUGCAAAGAUGGCGAACUCCUCAAAAAAGAAUUGUUUCAGUUCGCUAUGGCAAAUCGGAGAGCCGAAAAAGAGUUUAUGCAGCUUGAGCACCAAGAAAAAAUGAAAGGCAUUAUAAUGGAGCGGGAGAUAAAAUUAAAAACUUUAAAUAUGGAACAUGCGGAAAGGGAGAAGAUGCUUGAGAUGGAAAGGAGACACAAAGAAGAAAUGCACCAGCUCAAAAUGAGAAAAUUGGAAGAGCACUUUUCUCUGUAGUGAUAUUUUUGUAUUCGUGAAUUUGUUUUUGUUUUUUAUAAGUGUUCUUUUUGUUUCAUGUUUUUCUUUAGUUUUGUAAGUAACGUUAAUGUUUUCAAUAGUUUUAAGUUUCUUUUUUUUUCAUGUUUUUCUUUAGUUUUGUAAGUAACGUUAAUGUUUUGAAUAGUUUUAAGUUUCUUUUUUUUUCAUGUUUUUCUUUAGUUUUGUAAGUAACGUUAAUGUUUUCAAUAGUUUUAAGUGUUCUUUUUGUUUCAUG
Eupeodes corollae is the source of this 1380-nucleotide messenger RNA. RefSeq lists its product as uncharacterized. The record is from RefSeq and is a predicted model, not a curated record. Lineage: Eukaryota; Metazoa; Arthropoda; Insecta; Diptera; Syrphidae. The transcript has 5 exons. The coding region runs from base 261 to 1124 and encodes 287 amino acids.